GGCCGCCGCUGGACCCUGCGCGCGCGCUCGCCACCAACUUUCCCUCCAGACCCGAGGGGGCAGCGCGCUCUGCCCCGGGGCCGCGCACGUCAGUCCUCGGUGGCGCGCACGCCUGCGGGAGCCCUCUCCAAGCAACCUAGUGCUGAUCGCUCUUGCUGGUGCGGCAGUUAACUGCCGUAGCGGGAGCCCGAGGCUCAGAAGCAGCCCCCUCCCCUUCGCGGGCUUCCCCCACCCCUUUCCCGGUCGGCCUCGGGGCAUGAGCAGCGAUGGCCGGCUGCAGCCCUGAGGAGAAAACUUACCGGCGCUUCCUGGAGCUGUUCCUUGGCGAGUUUCGCGGACCGUGCGGUGGCGGCGAGCCAGAGCCGGAACCCGAACCGGAGUCCGAGCCCGAGCCCGAGCCCGAGCCCGAGCCUGAACUGGUAGCAGCCGAGACGGCCGAGGCUUCGGUCGAGGAACCCGGGGAGGAGGCGGCCACGCUAGCCGCGACGGAGGAGGGAGAGCACGGGCGAGACCCGGAGCCCGAAGAGGAGGCGGUGGAGGUGGAGGCGGUGGCGGCGGCCGAAGGCGAGGGGGAGGAGGAGGCGGCGGCGGCCCCGGGGCACUCGGCCGUGCCGCCACCGCCGCAGCCCCAGCUGCCGCCGCUGCCCCCGCUCCCGCGGCCGCUGUCGGAGCGCAUCACCCGUGAGGAGGUGGAGGGCGAGAGCCUGGACCUGUGCCUGCAGCAGCUCUACAAAUAUAACUGCCCUUCCUUUUUGGCUGCGGCUCUGGCCAGAGCGACCUCAGAUGAAGUCCUUCAGAGUGAUCUUUCUGCACAUUACAUCCCAAAGGAGACCGAGGGCACAGAAGGGACUGUGGAGAUUGAGACAGUGAAAUUGGCCCGUUCUGUCUUCAGCAAACUGCACGAGAUUUGCUGCAGCUGGGUGAAAGACUUCCCUCUCCGCAGGAGACCCCAGCUUUAUUAUGAGACAUCAAUCCAUGCCAUCAAAAACAUGCGCAGGAAAAUGGAGGACAAACAUGUCUGCAUUCCUGACUUUAAUAUGCUCUUCAACCUAGAGGACCAAGAAGAACAAGCUUACUUUGCAGUGUUUGAUGGCCAUGGGGGAGUGGACGCUGCCAUUUAUGCUUCCAUUCACUUACAUGUUAACUUAGUACGCCAGGAGAUGUUCCCCCACGAUCCUGCUGAGGCUCUGUGCCGGGCCUUCCGGGUCACUGACGAGCGCUUUGUGCAGAAGGCGGCCAGGGAGAGCUUAAGAUGUGGGACUACAGGAGUGGUGACUUUUAUCAGAGGCAACAUGCUACACGUGGCCUGGGUGGGUGAUUCCCAGGUUAUGCUUGUGAGAAAGGGCCAAGCUGUGGAACUAAUGAAACCACAUAAACCAGACAGAGAGGAUGAAAAGCAGCGAAUUGAGGCCCUUGGAGGUUGUGUAGUCUGGUUUGGUGCCUGGAGGGUCAAUGGAAGUCUGUCAGUCUCCAGAGCUAUAGGAGAUGCUGAACAUAAGCCAUAUAUCUGUGGGGAUGCAGACUCUGCCUCUACUGUCUUGGAUGGGACAGAAGACUACCUCAUUCUGGCCUGUGAUGGCUUCUAUGAUACCGUGAACCCUGAUGAGGCAGUGAAAGUUGUGUCUGACCACUUGAAAGAGAACAAUGGAGACAGCAGCAUGGUCGCCCACAAAUUAGUGGCAUCAGCUCGUGACGCUGGGUCAAGUGAUAACAUCACUGUUAUUGUGGUAUUCCUGAGGGACAUGAACAAAGCUGUAAAUGUUAGUGUGGAAUCAGAUUGGACAGAGAACUCUUUUCAAGGAGGGCAAGAAGAUGGUGGGGAUGAUAAGGAGAAUCAUGGAGAAUGCAAACGCCCUUGGCCUCAGCACCAGUGCUCAGCACCAGCCGAUCUAGGCUAUGAUGGGCGUGUGGAUUCAUUCACUGAUAGAACCAGCCUCAGCCCAGGGUCCCAAAUCAACGUGCUGGAAGACCCAGGCUACCUAGAUCUCACACAAUUAGAAGAAAGCAAACCUCACAGUGCCCAGUUUUUGCCACCAGUUGAAAUGUUUGGUCCUGGUGCACCAAAGAAAGCCAAUCUUAAUGAGCUAAUGAUGGAGGAAAAAUCAGUUCAAUCAUCACUGCCUGAAUGGAAUGGUGCUGGAGAGUUUCCCGCUUCUUUUAAUUUGGGUUCCACAGGGCAGCAGAUAUACAGAAUGGAGACUUCGUCUCCUGUCUGUUCUGGGUUGGAAAAUGAACAGUUAAAAUCCCUGGGGAAAAGAGUUUCUAGAUUGUAUCAUUCAUACCAUUACCACUCCAAGAGGCGGCAAAAGUUUUAUUCGUUUUUCUCUGCUCAAGAGCCUUCCCACAAAAUAGGCAUUAGCCUGACCUCACUUAUUCGAAGUGGGAAGAAAAACAGGAUGGUAAGAAGUUCUGUCCCAUGGAGGGAAAACAGCUGGAAAGGGUACAAUGAAAUCACAAUGAAGAAGGCCAGAAAGAGUAAUGAUAUUCCAUGCCCAGAUGUCUUCAGGAGCUGUAAAAUAUAAUACUUUUUCAUUACGGUAGGCUAGCUAGCUCUCCCUCAAUUAAAAACACCACUAUCAGAGUAGAAACAAGGUAGACAUUUCUAAAACACAUGUGCUUCAUUAUAAACCCAUGGAUGACUCAAUUCUUAAGUGUAAAUAGAUCUCUAGGAAACUCAAAAUAGUGUUUCAAACUGAAAAAAAAGUAUUGGCGGUUUCACUAGCAAAUUAUACAACUGGUCCCUGUGAUGUGUCUCUAAACCUGCCCUCUGCCCCUACCCCGCCAUCCCUUCACAUCACUAGUGGAAGCUUGAAGUUAUUUCAGUCAGGACGUAUAGUGUCGAAAUCUGGUCUGAUGUGCCUCAUAUCUAUGAAAAAGUCAAUGCAGAAUUUAGUUGGGAAACCUCUCUCAAGAUCUUAGGGUCUAUGAAGGAUCCCUCUCCCCCUUUUUUGGGUAGGUAAAAGACUAAAAGCCAUAUGGGUUUUAACCGGUAACAAUGAAAGUAGAAAGCUAACGUAGAGGUGUCAUAGUCUCAGACUUGUAAGGCAGGAUAUAGUUAAAAUUUACUGGUUUUUUUUUUCCUGUAACAUAAAACUGAACAUCUUUUGAAUUAAAAAUAUUUCCUAGGGCUGUAGUUAUUUGGGAGUUUCAUACCCGUCAUGGUGCUUUUGGUGGAAUUUUUAUUAUUUGUCAUUUUAGAAAACCACUGUUUUAAUCUAUAAUGCUAAUGUGUUUUUCACUGUACCUUCAUCUCAGGAAUAAAACUGGUUUAACAGAGAUGAUGUCAGGUACAAAUAUACAAGAAUCAAAAUGCCAUUUAUAAAAGAAAGUUAAAUAGAAUUUGUAUAUUUUCUACCUUUUUUUUAAAAAGUUCACAGACAGCAUGGGCAUAUACAACUGUAACAUAAAAAGCAGUUCUGGAGAAUUAAAAAUGCUAGUUUGAACUUCUCUAAAAUUGUUUUCCCCAAGGGAAUGAAGUAAUUGGUAUGAAGGAGACUAAAAAUACUACCUAAAGUGAACCCACAGGCCAAGUGCAAAGAAAAUGCAGAUUACCAAAAGCCAGGUCUGUUCAGUUGUAACUGGAAGACAAGCUAGAGUCCUGCUACAGGGAAAUUCAGACUGUACAAACAGGCCAUGUACUUCUCAUUUCAUAUUUAGUUAUAUUUCAGUUUAAAGUCAUGUUUUUUGCUAUUUCUGCCAUUUCAAGCCAGAAGCAUAUCUUCAACUAAAGACAGCAAAUAAACUAUCAUUCAGCAAAGCAGCCUUGAUUCCAAGAAUCACGAAUGUCUCCAUGUCACCCUUCCCUAGCCAACGGUGGCCCAGCCAUGCCAAUGGCCAGGAGUGGCCCUGCUGCACUGAUCACUCAGAGCUGGAUGCACUCACUGCCUAACCAUGUCUUUAUAUGAUCGUACAAUUACCUUCAGUUCCCUGGACAGAGC
Molecule: messenger RNA, 3938 nt
Organism: Chinchilla lanigera (long-tailed chinchilla)
Lineage: Eukaryota; Metazoa; Chordata; Mammalia; Rodentia; Chinchillidae
Gene: Ppm1e
Product: protein phosphatase, Mg2+/Mn2+ dependent, 1E
Exons: 7
Coding region: 267-2522 (751 amino acids)
Biological process (GO): protein dephosphorylation; negative regulation of protein kinase activity
Molecular function (GO): protein serine/threonine phosphatase activity; cation binding
Source: RefSeq, a predicted model, not a curated record